CGUGACCACCCUAGAAACCGUCUAACAUGGCGGCGCCCGUCUCGCCGCCGCUGCUAGUGGAAGAGGGGGCAGCAAAACUCAGCCACAAAAAGUUCAGAGCACUUUUAAAGAAAGAGAAACGGAAGAAAAAGAGACAAGCACUAGCAAGACUGAGAGAUUCAGAGAAAGCAGAUAAAGAUGAACAGGUUUCUGAAGAAAAAGAUAAUCAGAUUUCUGAAGAAGAGCUGGAAGAAGAAGAAAAACAACUUGAAGAAGAAAGGCAAAGGCUUCAUGAGGAGUGGUUGCUGAGAGAAGAAAGGGCUCAAGCAGCUUUCAAGAUCAGGAAAGAAAAAGAAGAGGCAGCAAGAAAACGUCAAGAAGAGGAAGAGCAAAAAAUAAAAGAAGAAUGGGAGGAACAGCAAAAGAAAGAACAAGAGGAGGAGGACCGGAAACAACAAGUGAAGAGAGAGAGAGAGGAGGCUGUGCAGAAGAUGUUGGACCAGGCUGAAAGUCAGCUUGAAAAUGGAACUACCUGGCACAAUCCUGAGCCCCCAGAGAAUAUAGGAACAGAAAAGGAUCGAGCAAAUUGCCCAUUCUAUAUUAAAACUGGAGCUUGCAGGUUUGGAGACAGAUGUUCUCGGAAGCAUAAUUAUCCAAGCUCUAGUCAGACACUCCUCAUCAGGGGUAUGUUUGUUACUUUUGGAAUGGAACAGUGUAAAAGAGAUGAUUAUGAUACAGAUGCAAGCCUGGAGUACAGUGAAGAAGAAAUCUAUCAACAGUUCCUAGAUUUCUAUGACGAUGUACUUCCUGAAUUUAAGAAUGUGGGAAAAGUUAUUCAGUUCAAGGUCAGCUGCAACUUUGAACCUCACCUUCGAGGAAAUGUGUAUGUUCAGUACCAGUCAGAACAAGAAUGUCAGGAAGCUCUUGCUUUAUUCAAUGGUCGAUGGUAUGCAGGGCGGCAACUUCAAUGUGAAUUUUGCCCAGUAACAAGGUGGAAAACGGCGAUUUGUGGCUUGUUUGAAAGGCAAAAAUGUCCAAGAGGGAAGCAUUGCAAUUUUCUUCAUGUAUUCAGAAAUCCAAACAAUGAGUUCUGGGAGGCCAACAGAGAUAUUCACAUUUCCCCUGAAUGGACUAAAGAGGCAGGUAAAAACUCUGAAAGGAGAAACAGAUUGGGCUACUAUGAAGAACAUUACAGCCGGUCAAGGAGAAGAAGCAGCCCAAGUCCAGAUCAUGCUUACAAAAAAAGAAAUGGAGAAUCUGAGAGGAAAAAGAGUCAUCACAAACAUAAGAAAAGGCAUCUUCCUGAGAGGUCAGGAAGUCAUGAAAGGCGACGGUCGCACAGUAAAAAGAAAAGAGGGCGGAGUCGCAACAGGAGCUUGACACGUAGCCGUAGCAGAAGUUCCUCUCAGUCAAGAAGCCGAGGCAGAAAGAGGUCCAGUAGCAGAGGAAGAAAUAGUUGAAUUUAUUGUUGGAGAAUGACUUUCAGAAGCUUGUGUAUAAAACCCAAAAUGAACUAGUUCUGCCGGAACUGUUGCAUACUAGAGACCCUGUGGUGUACUACUAUGGUCCAGAAAUAAAGUUGUUGCGCACUGGCCUGCCUUAA
Messenger RNA from Elgaria multicarinata webbii, 1582 nucleotides. RefSeq names its product zinc finger CCCH-type, RNA binding motif and serine/arginine rich 2 (gene ZRSR2). Gene Ontology annotation, molecular function: metal ion binding; pre-mRNA 3'-splice site binding. The transcript is spliced from 11 exons. Gene Ontology annotation, cellular component: U2AF complex; spliceosomal complex. Gene Ontology annotation, biological process: mRNA splicing, via spliceosome. Lineage: Eukaryota; Metazoa; Chordata; Lepidosauria; Squamata; Anguidae. The coding region runs from base 27 to 1439 and encodes 470 amino acids. The record is from RefSeq and is a predicted model, not a curated record.